Molecule: messenger RNA, 1938 nt
Organism: Clupea harengus (Atlantic herring)
Lineage: Eukaryota; Metazoa; Chordata; Actinopteri; Clupeiformes; Clupeidae
Gene: hoxc5a
Product: homeobox C5a
Biological process (GO): anterior/posterior pattern specification; positive regulation of transcription by RNA polymerase II; embryonic skeletal system morphogenesis
Cellular component (GO): nucleoplasm; nucleus
Molecular function (GO): RNA polymerase II cis-regulatory region sequence-specific DNA binding; DNA-binding transcription factor activity, RNA polymerase II-specific
Source: RefSeq, a predicted model, not a curated record
AGUGGAUGGGACCGCUUUGCUCAGUAGCAAACACCAGAUGACGCUCUUGGCUUACCAUCUCGCCCCUUUCACCCAAGCCCCAAGAUCCCCUCACCACGAAGUUGUCGGACACGUUUUCUUCAUCCAUCUCCAACCGCCUGGGGAUCAAGCCAAAUUAUGACUGGCCAACAUUUGCACGUGAUUCUAUUUAAGCAUCCCAUAUUUGGGCAGUGCACGUCGAAUCAAGAAAAAAGGGAAAUGAUUCCCCCACCUAUAAAUCCACGUAUUUUAAGGACAAAAUCCUUCCAACUUCCAAAGAGACACAAAUCAAAAGCAAUAAACAGUGAAAUCAAGAAUAGCAGGUGUGGAGCUUACUUUAUCCGCUAUUUUACUGCCCAUGCUGCAGUGUGAAUUGCAGGGGUCAAUUCUCUGAUCCUUUUUUAUUUUUCAGAUAAAAUGAGUUCUUAUGUUGCGAACUCCUUUUAUAAGCAAGCGCAUGACGCUUCUUCUUACAGCAUGCACACUUUUGGGAACUAUGGUUCUCUCUCCGAGCUCCAGCAGAAUAAUUACUGCCACGAAGGGCUGGAUCUAAGCGGAAACAUCGCUGAACAGGCUUCCUGUAACUCCCCGAAACGGGAGGAGAUGAGUGCAAGCCUCUGCGUCCGGACCAACGCGCCACCCGAGCGCCCUCGGUCCCAUUCGUGCUCAGUUGUGGGCGCCCCCAACAUCAAGAUCUCAAACUCGCACAACUCUAACGAUUUUGAAUUGCUGAACCAACAUGUUCAAGGAGCUAUGGAGGUGACAGCGAAGCCCAGCUGCAAGAACCGAGGAAACGAGAUCAGAAUGGAAACUGUAAAAAAUCAACAAAACAAUUCGAUCCAGGAUUCGAAUUCGAAGCAGCCACAGAUCUAUCCCUGGAUGACCAAGCUACACAUGAGUCACGAAUCCGAGGGUAAACGGUCACGAACCAGUUACACCCGCUACCAGACAUUGGAGUUGGAGAAAGAAUUCCAUUUCAACCGGUACCUCACACGGCGCAGGCGUAUCGAGAUUGCCACUAACCUGUGUCUGAACGAGAGGCAAAUUAAAAUUUGGUUCCAAAACAGACGCAUGAAGUGGAAGAAGGAUACGAAACCGAAAGUGAAGGAAUCGCUAUGAAAUCUGGUGUAGUACUCCUGUUGCUUAAAUCAAGGAAAGCCAAUAACACAAAUAAGCAUAUGUUCGAAAUGUGUCAAAUGUAUAUUUACAGAGUAAAUUAUUUGUUUUUCGUGUAGGGAUUCCAGUUGCAGCACUAUAUACUGUGUGGUUUUAACUUUGGUCUUAUUCCCAUAUAUAAAUGUAAUUAGUUACUUUCGAAAAUGAUGGCUAUUUAUGAGUCACAAGUGGAGGGUGUUAGCACGAAUGGGCACUUUCUAGUCCAAAGAUAAACCCACCGUUAUUUGUCAAGGCCAUUGUUAAAUUAAGCAUGUGAAGGCUUACACCAAUUUGCUGUUAAGUUUACAUCAUGGUAUAAGGUAGUCUCAUGAAUUUCUUUCUUUUAUACAUUUUUAUUAUAGUUGUCGUUAUUGUUAUCACAGUGUGGUUGUUUAGCAUCUGCAAAUGCGCAUAUUUUAGUUUGUAUAGCCUACUCAUCAAGAACCCCGAGACCUCAAAUCUGGAAUAUGCCAGUUUGGACUUGGUGUCAUAAUUUCAACAUACAAACGACUGUUGAAAAAUAAAGUGCGUUCUCGGUAAGCUAUGGAAUUCACGUGACAUGAGUUUACAGGACUAGUGGCUUUCCUGCAUCUACUUGUGUCAUUAGACAUGAUGGUGGGCUAUGACUGUCUUGAUAAAGGGGCCUAAAUGUCUUCAUAUAAUGCAACUUUUGUAACUGCAAAUGGUCUUGUUUGGCGCUUGGAAUUGUUUUGAGUUGUUUUGUUGAAAAGUUCCUUCAAUAAACCUGUCUGGAUUCCCAUUGGA